AUGGAAUUUGGAAAUCACGAGGAGCACAGUUUUAACUCGGAUCUCCAAAUUUCCAAAUCCUGUGAAAAUGCUUGUUGUCGUCGUGUAGCUGAGCAUGCAUCAAAACUUAUACAUGCCACUGCCAUUCUCAAGUCAUAUAUUUUGCAGCAGCACCAAAAUCAGACAAUUUUGCCCUCUCAUACUCAUUUCGGUGGCGUGGAUCCAGUUCUUCAUCGUGUCUGUACUAAUUAUGCUGCUAUGCAGUGUCAAGUUGAAGAAGUACUUUCUCUUCAACGGGAGGUGCAGCAGUUGCGCAAGGAGUUGGAAUUUCAUCGCGAAACGAUUGCUAAUUACAAGCAAUUGCUGAGUGAUGGGAACAGCCUUAGAGAAGAGCUUCGAAAUGAGCUGGCACAGGUAAGGAAAUCUGCAUCCAUUGCUCGUGCUGCUUUGGAUCAAGAGAGGCGAAACCAUGUUCCUCAAUUGAGUUCACAAAACCCAAGCUCUCUCGACACUGUGAGUCGGUGGUUCGAGGCAUACAAUGAUGAGAAUGCUAAACUUCGCGAAUCCAUACGGUCACUGACUAACAAGGAAAUAGAACUAUCAGCAGUAAUCGCUCGAGUGAAGGACUAUAUAAAAGAGGAAGUGAGCCGGCUCAUCAAGUUGAAGUCCAAAAAACUGGAUACGGUUUUUUCGGGAUCGUGGUUUUUGGGCCUUCUGGGAUUGUUGGGUCUUUCCUGUCCUUCUGAAUUGAAAUACAAACUAAUGGCUUUUUCCGUUACUUCAUCGCCUUCAUCAUCACGUCAGCGGUGUUCCAAACGCUCUCGACGCAAUCGAUCGGUUUCAAAAUCACCUCAGAAACCCUCCUCAGCGCUUGAAAAUAUUUUGGAUGAGCUGGACGAAGCUUCGGUCGACGUGAGUGUACAUACUCCGGAUAAGUCGCAGCUGCGGACCCAUACUCUAUCCACUUCCUCCUCUACAUCUUCUGAUUUUGUGGAGGCUUCACCAAGAACACCGACUCGGAACACGAAGCGGAUGAGACGGGACUGUGGUGUUUCUCCAUCUCCCCCCACUCAACAGCUGCCAGCGGAGGAUGUUGAAGGAGAAGCUUCACCGGUUUCCUCUCAGAAGUCUCGAAAACUACCUGAAAUUGGGGUGUGCUUUAGUCUUUCUGAUCAGAAAAAGUCGAGGAAGCUUAAUGAAAGGCAAGGAUCAUUGCGAAUUUCCGGCUCCAUACUAAAUAGUGAUAUUAAAUCAUGCGAGCAACUUCAACCGACUUUUGAAGAUACGAAUCCUUCCCAAACAUCUACAGUUGAUUUGGAUGAGACGGAGGCCUUGCCAGAGAUAGAGAACCAUCCUCUCAAAGAAUCUGAAUUCUCCUCACCCGUUCUUCGACCAUCUUCACCUGAUAAACCUCUUGAAAAUACCGAUGCAGAAUUUGAGCUUGAAAAGGAAAAUUCAGUUGAGAAGAGUGUCGAAGAAGUCGACUUACCGAGGAAAGCCCCAUUGAAAAAGAAACUCCGGCGUCGCAAGCCAGUGUCGCCCCCAAAUUGUCCUCCCACUAAUCGUGUUCGAACUUGUUCAUCUGUCGCAACAAAACGGAAGAGAAAACCGUUUUCUUUACCCAACUCCCUAGCCGAAAUCAUUACAGCUAAAUUCUCAAAAGAAAUUUUCAGUUGGUUCAAUGAUAUCACUACCUAUAAGGUAGUUCAGACGACUUCUUCGAAACCGCAAGCUCAAGUUGUUGAGCCCAAACCGGUUUCGCCUUCUCCUGAGAAAGCGAAUAAGAAAGAGGACACUCCUCGAAAAUUGAGCAUUCCGCUCGGUAGCUGUGUGGGAAUGGAAUCGGGUAUUGUCAGCACUCCUCAACCCCAAUCCCUUCUCGAAGAUCUGACUGCCCACUUUGCUGGCCAGCGGGCGUUUAACCAUCCCUCUACAUCCGACAUUUCUAUGAAUCUUGUCUACGAAGCACUCAUACAGGCAUUAGGAACGGUUUCAGGAGUCGAGUCAGGUCCUACUCUUCAUCCUCCUGACCCCGUUCUUCGAGCUGCAAGCCUGUUGAGGGCAAUA
This is a messenger RNA of Hydatigera taeniaeformis, 2046 nucleotides long. NCBI's taxonomy places the organism in Eukaryota, Metazoa, Platyhelminthes, Cestoda, Cyclophyllidea, Taeniidae. The record is from the annotation of a GenBank genome assembly.